This is a messenger RNA of Anarrhichthys ocellatus (wolf-eel), 2048 nucleotides long. It is a transcript of the gene pars2, whose product is annotated as prolyl-tRNA synthetase 2, mitochondrial. Bases 314 to 1732 code for a protein of 472 amino acids. The record is from RefSeq and is a predicted model, not a curated record. Gene Ontology annotation, biological process: prolyl-tRNA aminoacylation. The transcript is spliced from 3 exons. Lineage: Eukaryota; Metazoa; Chordata; Actinopteri; Perciformes; Anarhichadidae. Gene Ontology annotation, molecular function: ATP binding; proline-tRNA ligase activity. Gene Ontology annotation, cellular component: mitochondrion; cytoplasm.
ACUUGUUUGUCAAUUAUUUUCUUGACUGAUCUGUUAUUUGUAUAUUUUAUAAAAUUCCAGAAAAUAGAGAAAAUGCUCAUUACAAUUUAUCUGAGCCCAAAAUUAUCAAAGUGUCUUGUUUUGUAGGAUCAAGAGACUUUUGGGCUUUGUUGACCAAGUCACUCCUGAGAAGCUGGAACCAGAGAAUAUUUGGCAUUUUCACUCGAAAAAUUACUCAAACAAUUCAUUUUUAAAAAGCUGAUUUAUUCUCUAUGAACCGAGUAAUAGUUUCAGCACUUAAGGAUUUGUCUCGUCUAGUAGGUCUGGAUCUACCAUGGAGCUGAUAAUGAAUCGCAUUUGGCCGAGAGUCUUCCAGCAGCUCUACAGAACCUCAGUACUUCCCAGGAGGAACCAUUCAGGAUGUGCUGAGCAUAUCAAACCCACACUCCUGAUGUCCCGCCUCUACCAGCCCUCAAACCUUCGUGAUGCGGGGCAGGACAGCCGGCUGCAAGGAGAGGUGACUUGUAAGAGUCAACGGCUGAUGCAGCAGGCCGGCCUCAUCUAUCCGUCCAAUCCUGGUUGUUACUACUACCUUCCUGCCCUCGUCCGCUCCAUGGAGAAGCUGGUGAGAGUAAUUGACCAAGAGAUGCACGGGAUCGGUGGGCAGAAGCUGGACAUGCCCAGUUUGUGCUCUGCUGAUCUCUGGAAGACCAGUGAGCGCUGGGACUUGAUGGGAAAGGAACUGUUCCGUCUGAAAGACCGCCACGGAGCCGACUACUGCUUGGGUCCUACGCAUGAGGAGGCAGUGACGACUCUGGUCGCUCACCAGACGACUCUCUCCUACAGACAGAUCCCUCUGCUUCUCUAUCAGAUCACACGCAAAUUCCGAGAUGAACCAAAGCCGAAAUAUGGUCUGCUUCGAGGGAGGGAGUUCUACAUGAAGGACAUGUACUCGUUUGAUGCGAGUGAAGAAGCGGCUUACCAGACCUAUGAAUCUGUGUGCCAGGCAUACACCGGGCUCUUUGCCCGGCUGGGUCUGCGGUGCAUUCAGGUGCAGGCGGACACAGGCAACAUCGGCGGUAAACUCUCCCAUGAGUUCCAGCUGCCAGCAGACAUAGGUGAGGAUCGGCUUCUGGUCUGUGGGAACUGCUCCUUCUCUGCUAACGUAGAGACCAUGUCAUCAGACAGAACUGACUGCCCACAGUGCAAGACUGGCACACUGGUGGAGUCGAAGGGUAUCGAGGUCGGCCACACCUUUUACCUGGGUAAAAAGUACUCUCAUAUAUUCAAUGCCACCUUCAGCAAUGCACAGAACAAGUCUAGUAUUGCAGAGAUGGGCUGCUAUGGUCUUGGGGUAACCCGUAUUCUCGCCGCAGCCAUUGAGGUUUUGUCAACAGAAGAGGGGAUUCGCUGGCCCGGCCUUCUCGCUCCUUACCAGGUGUGUGUUUUACCCCCAAAGAAGGGCAGUAAGGUGGAUGACGCAGCAGUUUUAGCUGAGGAAUUGGUUCACACUUUGGGAGAGACCGGUCCUCAUUUGAGAGGUGAAGUUGUUCUUGACGACCGUACACAGAUGACCAUUGGAAAGAGGCUGAAGGAUGCCAACAGACUGGGCUACCCGUAUGUUGUUGUAGUAGGACAGGGAGCGCUGGAGGAAACACCCAGGCUUGAGGUAAUUUGUCAGGAGACGGGUGAGACAAUGUUUCUCAGUAAAGAUGGACUGUUAGAUCUUUUGGGAAGAGUGAAAACUGUGUGAAUAACAACUCUGAAUGUGGAAAUACAUGUUUUAUUUUAUGUUUCUGUGUAUGAUGCAAUUAGUGAGGUGGUGGGGGAGGAACAGAAAAGCCUUAUAUGUUUUUGUCUAAGAGGAGUUUAUUUAUAAAAACUUAAAAUGUCCCUGCUGAUUGACAGUGCUGAUAAAAUAACUGUCACAAUAAUAGCUUGAUAAUGAACAUUUGGGAUAUUAAAUUGCAUUUGGUUCAUGUUGUAAUACACAAGAAUGAUUCAAUUUCCUUUUUUGCAGUCUUUUAUGUUUCCAUGUAAAUAAAAACAUAAGAGGUGUGGAGAAAUAA